Molecule: messenger RNA, 9150 nt
Organism: Hyla sarda
Lineage: Eukaryota; Metazoa; Chordata; Amphibia; Anura; Hylidae
Gene: LHX6
Product: LIM homeobox 6
Exons: 10
Coding region: 459-1631 (390 amino acids)
Biological process (GO): neuron differentiation; forebrain neuron development; regulation of transcription by RNA polymerase II
Cellular component (GO): nucleus
Molecular function (GO): DNA-binding transcription factor activity, RNA polymerase II-specific; RNA polymerase II transcription regulatory region sequence-specific DNA binding
Source: RefSeq, a predicted model, not a curated record
ACUAAUACCCUGCCACCACUAGACAGGCUCCUGGGGGGCUCUAGGGUCCAGGCAUCAGAGCUGAAUGCAGCAGAGUUGGAGGAGGAAGAAACCUUACAGUGUAGUGAGGAGCCUUGUGGAGAUGUUGACAUCACCUGUGGAUUAAUGUCUGGCAGCUUCUCCUGGGUCUUCUCCUCUGGAAGGUGGACCCCAGAGUUGCUGUUCUUGGCCACUUCUCAGACUUCCCUCCCAGCCUGUAAUGUUCCUUCCCUUCCUGCCUCUCAGCUCUAUCCAACAGGAAAGUGCAGGGAAGAAUCGUCUAACUUCCCACUUCCACAUCUCCUCUCCUGGUGGGCAGACACCUCACUCCUGGACAUGAGGUCUAUAAUCUCACAUCAUUUCUGCACCAGAUCCUGAGCGCUCGGAGGAUUUUUAUCAGCCCUGGACACUACCAUUGCGGUUCCUAUUUCUUUCUCUCCAUGUACUGGAAAAAUGAGAAUGUCACCCCUCAGUCAGAGGGGAACAGCCUGGACCCUGAAGGAGACUCUGCAGGAAAGGUGAUGUCCCACCAGAAACACAUCACCAGGGGAGCAGCUUCAGGUCUGGAACCCAAGAGUCCUCACAACAUGUCACAGUCAGAUGAUGAAAACCUGCCCUGUAAUCUGGAAAAAGAGGAUCGCUCUUCUCCAAGCCCCCCCUCAACGCCAUCAGUGUGCUCUCCACCAUCUUCUUCAUCCUCUUCUAUACCCUCAGAUGGGAAGAACAUCUGCUCCAGUUGUGGCUUGGAGAUCCUAGACAGAUAUCUGCUCAAGGUGAAUAACUUAAUAUGGCACGUCAGAUGUCUGGAGUGUUCAGUGUGUCGGACGUCUCUGAGACAACACAACAGCUGCUAUAUAAAAAACAAGGAGAUAUUCUGUAAAAUGGAUUACUUCAGCCGGUUUGGAACCAAGUGUGCUCGAUGUGGCAGACAGAUCUAUGCCAGCGACUGGGUGAGAAGAGCUCGGGGGAAUGCGUAUCACUUAGCGUGCUUUGCAUGCUACUCCUGUAAGAGGCAGCUGUCUACUGGGGAAGAGUUCGGCCUUGUGGAAGAGAAGGUUUUAUGCAGAAUCCAUUAUGACACCAUGAUAGAAAAUCUGAAGAGGGCAGCUGAAAAUGGAAAUGGUAUAACGUUGGAGGGGGCAGUACCAUCAGAACAAGACAGCCAGCCCAAACCAGCAAAAAGAGCACGGACAUCAUUCACAGCAGAACAGCUACAGGUGAUGCAGGCACAGUUUGCUCAGGAUAAUAAUCCCGAUGCCCAAACACUUCAGAAACUUGCAGAUAUGACAGGAUUAAGCAGAAGAGUUAUCCAGGUUUGGUUUCAGAACUGCCGAGCACGACAUAAAAAACACACGCCUCAGCAUACAGUGCCUCCACCCGGCCCUACACCAACCCGUCUCACCUCUUCACUUUCAGAUGACAUUCACUUCUCCCCCUUCAGCAGUCCAGAAAGAGCCAGAAUGGUGACAUUACAUGGUUAUAUAGAAAGCCAGGUACAGUGUGGGCAGGUGCACUGCAGACUCCCCUAUGCUGCUCCUCCUGUGCAUCUCAAAAGUGACAUGGAAGCAUCACUGUCUAAUAGAGGAGACAAGGUAAUCCUUUUCCAGUAUUGAACAUCAUCUUCUACCAUUGGUGACGACAUGCAGCCCUUUAAGCCGGGGUCAUGAAGAAUUCGGUUUGAGAUGGGCACUCAGCACAGAGGAUGUUGUAUUCCCUUUGGGUUUUAUUUUCGAGGAAAGUGGCCAAUACACAUCAGAGACUUUCAUUUUCCUUGUAGAGAGGACAGACUUUGCCUCCCAGGAGAAGCAGGGAAGGAUUGAGAAUGGUCAUCUUGUGGAUUUGACAUUGGUAUUAAACUAUAAUACACUUACAAGUGAAAGCUACCCAUUCUCAGACUGAAGUUGUCAUCCAUUGCAUUUGUGUUGAAGAACACUUACCACCAACAUGAGAAGACCUCAGUAACUUGGUAAGAUUACAGUUCAGAAGACAGCUGACCACAGCAGAGAUACUGAAUAUGCCUGGAUAGCACACAUUAAUAGUGGCUACUUGUGGAGAGACAGGCCAAAAAAAAAAAAAACAGGCCACAGUGUUUUGGUUUUGAGUUGGUUGCCGGUACAAUGAAAGCCAUCUUAAUCUUCUUUAUAAGAUAUUAUUCAUGUCCUCUUAAAAUUUUUAUUCCAUAGUACUCGGCUUCUCUGUUUUGUUUACCACCAUCCUAUUCUUUGGAUAUGUUGUAGAGCAGAUUCCUAAAUAUUACCUCUAAAUGUAAUGGGUUUGACUUUUCUCACUCACCAGACUCCUGGUAGACACCUGUCUACAUUGUGGGCAUAGGCCAAGGCUGCUAAGGGCCUUUAGAAAGAGGGAGCCUUGCUCAGAUGGUCCCGUCCUUUUUUUCUGUCGGUUGGCGAGAACUGGUGCAGGACUCUUCUCUACUGAUUUGGGUGGAGCAACCAAACAAGUGGGAAAUUGAUCCAAGAGUUGAAGAAUGGGCAUGAAGGCAAAAAAACACCAGGUCCUUGUGUCUUGGUUUGAAAACCCUGCAUUGUAAGGGGGUGCAUUUUAAUCUAUGCUAUGGGGAACCCUCAAAUUUAUGUAAUUGUCAUCUAUGUAAAUGUAAAUUUUCCACAUCCCGAACCACUUAUUGUAGGGUAUGGCUCUGCAGAUCUGUUUACGCAGAUCUGUUUAUGCUACAGAUAUAACACAUGUAACGAUAGAACAUUAGUGUAGCGUGCUGGGCAUUUGGCUAGCGCUUGCUACAUCUGAACAUUAUUAUCCAUAAAAGAUAAAAGCCAGACAGUCAGAGCAGAGUAUUUUCUUUUUGUUCAUGCAACAUAGCUUAAAAGACCAGUACCAAACAAAGUACUGUACUGUACAUCUCCAUGCUGCCUAUUGUCUAUAUAUAAUAUAUAUUUCUUGCAAGAAUAUCAACAGCUCUUUGAUUUUUUUUUUUUUGUUUUGUUUUUUAAUAGUUUGGUUAAACUUUAUUUAUUUUGCUCUACUUUUGCUCUAGUGGUUUCCAAAUGUCUUAAGAAAAGGUGUAUGUCCCCAGACUCUUAAAGGGCUUAUAUCACAAAGGACUAUUAUUUAACAGGAGCUAGGAACCAUGUCAAUUACUUUAAGGUUCUUAUACACCUUUGUAAAAUCAUGGCAUUACCACACUGUAUGCUUAUGAUUUCCAAAUUUAUGUGAUGGUUGCAAGGUUACCCGCAACCUUACUUCCCACAUGGAAACUUUAGCAGCAAUCUGGCAAUGUCAUGAGUGCAGUGUGAAUGGUGGGCAGCCUUUGGUUGUCAUGAAACUCUAGCUUCAGAGCCACAUGUAUAAAAAUAGCUGAAAAUUUUGACAGUGUGACCAACUUCAAGAAUUUAAGCAAUGCCAUCUAUUUACCUGUGCAGUGUGUGUAGACACUUUUGUGUUUUGCACUUGAAAAAUAUAAUUUAUUUACAUUUGGAAGUGUUGGGGUAACACCACAUGUAACAAUCUUGCUGCAAAUUUUAGGAUAAAUGAAGCAAGACUUACACUUAAAAGUUGACCAUCAACGGAUUUUAAAAGUAUAAAGUAAAGGCAUGGUUGCAUAGGGCUUUCGACCCUUAAUUUGUACAUACCCCUCAUUAGUUAAUUGACCCCUACAGCGCUGAGAUAUCAAAGCUUAAAUAAUAUGAAAAUUAGGCUUUGGAGCCCACUGGUCAUUCUCCUCGGCUUCUAGAGCCCAACACAGUUCAACCCUUUCACUAGUCAGUCACUGCCCAUUGUGCGCUGCCCCUGAUUGGCAGCCACUAGGCUGUACUGUAAUCCCCAUCUCUCUGAGGGGAACCCCCAGUGGACUCUAAAGCCCCUGAUUGGUCCACUGAGCUUCAUUAAGUCCAGGGUCAACGCAUCCGUCUACCAGGAGAUUUUGAAGCGCUUCAUGCUUCCUUUCCUUUUAAGUUGCAUCAAUGAAAUACACAUUUGCACGAUAUUCUAAUUUUUCUAGUUUCAAAUGUAGUGUUGUGAGAAAAGAUUCAGUAGAACUAGACAUUUAUUAAUUUUAAAAAAAAUCUGCUCAUUAUGAACCCCAGACUCCUAAACCCCAGAUAAACUGAGGUUUAUAGUAAUACAUUUCUAAUUCUACUCAAUCUUUUCCUACACAUAUAAGAGAAGUGUCUGCUUUGCUAGAAGCAGCGCCACUUAAAUACAUGUAAGUGAAAGCAGAUGACCUUCAAUGCCAUACAGUCUAUGGACAAGAUUAACAAAUUCUCUUGUUUCUAGUGUAUGCAGCCCCUUCAAUAGCGUAGCGCUGACAGAUGAAUGAAUAUAUCUAUGCAUAUUACAAUCUUAUGCCAUCAACAAGAUCCAAAAGUUAACAAUCCAUCAUAAUAAAGAGUCUUUUAUACACGUGCUAGAACAGUGGUCUCCAACCUCUGGCUCUCUAGCUUUUAGAAAAUGUACAAUUCCUAGCUUGCCCAGGGCAUGUUAAGAUUUGUAGCUUUGCAAUAUAUGAAGAGCCACAGGCUAGAGAUAAUUGUAUUUUGAAGAAAAUGAUUCUAAUGGAUUUUCCAUACCAAUAGCUUUCUUUGAUAUUGCCCUUAUUUGAGUUGGCAUUGUAAAACCUUUAGCAAAAAUUAAGGAAUCACCACACUUAGGGCAUGGUCUCCGAGCUUUUUUUUUUUAUUUCAUAGAAAAUACACAAAAUUGUGGAAUCAUCUUGUCAUUAGUAUUUCUAUAACAAAUACAUUCACAGGUCUAUAAAUUUAACAUAAUAUGGAAUGAAAAGUCAAUAAGUGUGUAAAGGGGUAUUCGGCCCCUAGACAUCUUAUCCCCUAUCAAAAGGAUAAAAGAUGAGAUGUCUGAUCGCGGGGGUCCCACUGCUGGGGACCCCCGGGAUCUCAGCUGCAGCACCCAGCUGUCAUGACUGCACAGAGCAAACAUCGUGACAUCACGGCUCCGCCCCUCGUGAUGUCACAGGCCGCCCCUUAAUGCAAGUCUAUGGGAGGGGGCGUACCUUGUAUUGAGGGGCGGGUUGUGACAUGAUGAGGGGCGGAGCUGUGAUGUCACAAUGCUAUGGCCCCUGUAUCGCCCGUCAUUACGCACAGAGCGAGUUUGCUCUGUGCAGUAAUGACAGAGGGGUGCUGCAGCUGAGAUCCCAGGGAUCCCCAGCGGUGGGGCACCCACGAUCAGGCAUCUUAUGCCCUAUCCUUUGGAUAGUCGAUAAGAUCUCUAGGGCGGAGUGCCCUUUUAAGUAAGUGCUUAUAGACUGUAUCAAGCUGUGAACUCAGCUAAUUGAAGGUAAACAUGGCCCCAAAAAGAAAGUUGUCUUUUGAAAUAAUGGAAAAGAUUAUAAAACUUCUCCACGGUGGAUUUUCAACAGAGUUUGGCAAAAGAUGUUGGUUGUUCCCAGUCAGCUGUGUGCAAAAUUUUUUGUACACAUAAAAAAAAAUGGGGAAAAGAGGAAACAAAUGGGUUGACCAAGGAGAAAGUCAAAAGCAUAAACUUAAAAAAAAAAUAAAACUAUGCCUUAAAAAUAGAAAGAACACAGCAAUAAAAAUGGGCAGAAAAAUUAGUCAAUGUUUGAGACAAAAGAAUUAAAAAAAAUAAGCUAAACUUAUUGAGAUUUACAUGUAGGAAAAAGUAUAAUCUAAACAGAAGAAAACAAGGCAUUAACUAUAGAGAAGCAACCAUGGAGUGUUGAGGAUUGGAUUAAAGUAAUAUUUGGUAAUCAAUCACCAAUCUGCAUUGGCCAAAUAGAUUAUGUUGGAACAUAGUUAGGUUAUAGUCUAAAAAUAACAUUUAACACCUGAGAAAAAAAAAACAAUUGUUUCUUUCACUUAUUAAUGAUAUAGAGUUGCAUGUUAGGUAAAGGACCAGAGGUUAUGACAAGCCUUACCCCAACAAUCAAAGCACAAGGUUUUAAUGUUCUCUCAUUCAAUUGAUUCAAUGGUCUAUAAUAUUGAUUAUAUUUUUAUAUAUUGAUUAUAUUGAUUCAAUGGUCUAUAAGGCUCCAUCCUACAAAGUACACCAGUGACUGCUCUCUGAAAAAGAUGGAACAAGCUUGAUUUAGAAUAUUGUUCAUCAUAAGUGUCCAGGCCUCAAAGAAUUUAGGUGUCAUAAAAGCUAAGGAGAAGCAACAAAGUACUAACUAACUAAAGUACUAUUUUGUAAAUGAUUCCAUAAUUUCUUCCUCUGUUUGAUCAGAAAAAUUGUCAAUAAUUACAAUAAUUUCCUUUCAUAUGUUUGAGUUACGUUCCAUGAAGCCAUGUUCUGCUAAUACACAAAGUUUCAUGUCAUAUCUGUGAUAUGUGUAUAUACUACUAAGUGAAAAAAGCUAGAAGAACAUCAAGUCACAAUUCUAAAUGUGGUGAUUCCAUAAUUUUUUCCAUGGGUUCUAUAACAUUCUUAGCUUUUCCAUGACUUCACUCUCACACAAUACAAUGUAGUGUUAAUAGAAUACUUCUUAUAGAAUUGUUGCAGAUCUUACGUAAUUGUUUCAUAGGAGGAAAAACUAUAACUUCGCAGGAGAAUGGAGAACUAUUAUAAGCUUCUUUCAUUCUGCUGUACUAAGUACACAUAAAAGUUUUUAAAGCCAAAAAAACGAAAUGCAAUUUUCACAUCCUAAUGAAAUCAAUUUUUGUAGGAUAAUUUUCUUAAGUCUUGCGUUCAUUAUGUAAAAAAUUUUUUGAAACAAAAGAUUCCUGAACUUUUAUAGAUUCCGUAGUAGACUAUUUGUGGCAUUUUAUAAGCAAGUGACAGAGGUUUUUGUAAGACAUAUGCAUGCAUCAUUUCUAAGGGAUUCUGCAAAUUGGCAUAUUGUACCAUUAAUCUUCUAUGGACAUAACACCCAAACCACCAUGCUUCUAACUGACCUGAACUAAGGUCAUCAUAGGCUUCUAUGGUGAUCUGAGCUUUGUCCAGUAGAACCAUGUGGGGUCUGAGUGAUGCAAUAAUACAGCAGUCUGAAAUUGACAAAAUAAAUAAAAUGUUAAUAUACUCUUUAGGACUAUGAACCUCUUAAAGGGUUGUCCAGGAAUUGAAAAACAGACCUAUUUUCUUUCACAGACUGUUCCCUGCCUGUCCCCUGCAGGUUGGCUGUGUUUCUGCAUCUCAGUUCCAUUUAAGUGAAUGGAGCCAAGUUGUAAUACCACACCCAACCUGGAGACACACGGGGAGCGAUCUUUGAAAGAAAAUAGGUCUGAUUUUUUAAUUAGUGGACAACCCCUUUAACCCCUUAAUGACCAAGGACAUAAAUUUACAUCCUGGUGCUGCGGUACUUAGCGCACCAGGACUUAUAUUUAUGUCCUGUACAUGACUGCGCGCAUCGGAGUGAUGCUCGGAUCAUGAGUGGCUGAUCCCGGCUGCUGAUCGCAGCCAGGGACCCGCCGGUAAUGGCCGACAUCCGCGAUGAUGUCUGCCAUUAACCUCUCAGAUGCCGUAAUCAAUACAGAUCACAGCGUCUGCAGCAGUGCGGUCAGAAAUAUGGAUGAUCGGAUGACCCGCAGCGCUGCCACAGCAAUCCGAUCAUCCAGAACGGCGCACGGAGGUCCCCUCACCUGCCUCCGCUGCCUUCCACAGGUCUUCUGCUCUGGUCUGAGAUCGAGCAGAGCAGAAGAUGACUGAUAACAUUGAUCAGUGCUUUGUCCUAUACAUAGCACUGAACAAUAUUAGCAAUCAAAGGAUUGCUAUAAACAGUCCCCUAUGGGGACUAUUAAAAUGUAAAAAUAAAAGUAAAAUAAGUUAAAAAAAAAGGUUUUAAAGAAAUUUGAAAAAUCCUCUCCCCCAAUAAAAAUGUAAAAUGUCCUUUUCCCCACUUUACCCCCAUAAUGGGGCUCACCAUAUUUAAAGUAAUGUGGACUACCAAACUAUAACUCACCAUUAAGAGUCGGAACUUUGUAGCUCUUAAAAGAACUACCAACAAGUCUGUAAUAAAAUGAUAUGAAGCCAAAGAGGAAUUAAACAUCAACUACCCAAAGUUUGUAGCUUCAUUUUGAUGUUUGGGGGAAUCAGGGUAUUGAAUUAGGUGUAAUAUCCACUUAAAGUCCACUUGAGGUUCUAUUCUGUCAGUGACUAUUCAGUGAUCUUAUGGAAUUUUGUAUGCUUAGAGCUUUCUACUUAGUCAAUUUAACAUUGGGUGUUGAAAAGAACACAAUUUCCUCUGCAUGCUAUUACCAGCCACUAUAAACAGCUAUAUUCAUCUCUGUGUAAUACAUACACCUCUGUCACUUGGCGAAGUGUGCCAGGAAUAUAGCCAAUUACUUAGCAAAUAUAAAGAAAAUUACAUCUAACCACCAUUCAGCUUUCCUAAAGGAUAUAUAUUACUGAAGCAGCUUUUAAACUGAUCGCUAUAUAUAAACACAGCCAAUGCUAAGAGGCCUCUUUUCAAAAAUCCUUCAUAAUGGACUCCCUCUGUUAAGGGACGUCUUAUGGCGUUGCGCACUGUACAAAGAUGCCUUUGAAUAGGCAGGGAAAUUUCGACUGGGUUUUUGACAUUUAGCGGAUAUACUUCAUGACAUACAGGCUCUACAAAUAAACCGGUGAUCAGCUGAAAAAUAGCGACGAGUAAUUAACUAAAAAACUCUGCAUAAUUAUGUCAUCCUCCUACAGAAAAGGUGGAAUAAUUAUGCAAAUGAUGAAUUGAUUGUAAUGAGAAUCAGCCACUUUACAACCUCGUCGACGGGCACUCUUUCACUGCCAAGAUUUUCAGGUGUGUAAACAUAGUCAUUGAAUAUGAGAUGCACAACGCCGCAUGCAUCUGCUUACUGUGAAUCAGGCAAAUCACAACGAUCCCUUGUUCUUUUACAUAACUGACCUCUAUUAUUACUGAGGCUUAAUCAAUAUUCUAAGCUAGGUCUGCAGCCUAAUACAUGGUGGUGACGUGUGCACGGAGCCUUACAGAGUUUCAUAGAGUCCCUGCAGCUCCAUAUUAAGGAGUAAUAGGCAGUCAGUUUGACCCUUUACGGUGGUUUUGUAUUCUGGAGAUAUUUCCUUAAAAAAGAAAGAGGAGAAUACAUAAAUAUCAUGACGUCUGAUUCAAUAAACAUAGGUUUAGUAGGGCCCCAGAAGAUUGAUUGGCUGCUGUAUUAAGACACUGUAUACUUGCAGAGAUUUUAUAUGGUGGAUUCUCUGCACCUUGGCGUCACGGCUACCUGUCUCCAGUAAAUG